Molecule: messenger RNA, 4482 nt
Organism: Colletotrichum spaethianum
Lineage: Eukaryota; Fungi; Ascomycota; Sordariomycetes; Glomerellales; Glomerellaceae
Product: U3 small nucleolar RNA-associated protein 21
Exons: 1
Coding region: 1-4482 (1493 amino acids)
Cellular component (GO): nucleolus; small-subunit processome; 90S preribosome
Source: RefSeq, a predicted model, not a curated record
AUGCUCAAAGUUAUCCGUACCACAGGUCUGAAGUGCUUGAUCACCCUAUUCCGCAAUGCACAGGACUUCAACUGGUCGCUUUACUCGGAGCCCAUCGUCAACGAGGCCGUCACUCCUAGGAUUGAAAAGCUUCCCAUCGAGACAGCUCAGUCGGUCUCCAGCAUCAUGCAGCUUCUGUCAACUUGGUCUCAGCUCCCCAAGGCCGCGCUGUUCAUCUCAAUCAACGACCAGAUCUUGCCAAAGGUCAUCGAGUGUGUGUCUGUGCCUAAGGGCAAGGAGAAUGUCAAGGUCUUCGCCUUGAGCAUCGUCCGCAACCUUGUCAAGCUGGCGCAGGCUCCUGCUGAGGAGUCUGAGUUCAAUGAGCUCAUUCGGACUGAACUCCUUGAUGCCAACAUGGAGCUGAUGCUGAAGACCAUCACCACCACGCUAGAGACGCAGACCAUGGGCAACGAGCUGCUUGAGGCUUGCAUCGAGACCAUCGUGGAGUUGUCACCUCUUGUCGAAACCUCUGCCAAUGUGCACGAGACUCUCAAGAUUGCCACAUUCCUUCUCAACCAGCCGCCUAGAAGAGUAAACCCUAGAGCCAAGGGCAAAAUUCUACUCAUUCUCGAGCGCUUCAUCACCAUCCUUGGCUCUGAAGAGGCGGAGGAGAAGACUGCUGACAUUGCUAUCUUCGAGACUCUGUCUUCCCUCUUCAGUUACUUCAAGGACAGAGAUAACAGACAAGCCCUGGCCCGUGUUCUUGCCGCCCUCGCAGAAAAGGACAACACACUUCAGGAAGUUGCCGAAAUUUGCAGUGAACUCAAUUCUUUCGCGAAGGACCGCAUUGAUGAGCCGGACUACGACAAGCGGCUGGUGGCAUUCACUCGGAUCACAAACAAGGAAACCCCCUUCACUGUCAAGCAAUGGCUCCCUUUGCUUCACAACCUGAUUUACUACAUCCGUUCGGAUGAAGAGUAUGGUAUUCUGGCAUCGAACUCUGCAGACUGUCUGCGCAAGUUCAUCAGAGAGGUGGCCUCCUGCGCUGAUCAGGCUGCAAAGACCGGCUUCGAAUCUCACCUGAAGACCAUCCUGUUACCUUCCAUCUAUACUGGAGCCCGGGAGGAAUCCGCCACUGUCAGGCGGGAGUACCUUAGAGUGUUCGGCUAUCUUCUCUCACAAAUGCCCACGUGGGAGCUUGUCGCAGACAUGAAGGGGCUCUUGACUGGCGAGGUUGCCGAGGAGACGUCCGAAUUGCCCUUCUUCUUCAACAUCCUCAGCCCUGCAACCUCACGACAGCUGGAAGCCAUCCGCAUGCUCGACACUGUCAAUGACAGCUCGGAGAUUGGCAGCCAGAACCUCAGCCAGUUCUUCAUCCCUCUUCUCGAGCACUUUAUCUUUGGUCGCGCAGAGGGAAGUGAUGACCAGGGCUUGGGUGCUCAAGCAACGAUCACGAUUGGCAACCUGGCACAGUCUCUGGAUUGGAAGCACUACCGCGUCAUUUUACAGAGGUACAUCAGCUACGUCGAGUCCAAGCCAGACAACCAAAAGCAGGUUAUUCGACUACUUGCCAAGUUCUGCGAUGCCCUCAUAUUUGCUGUUGAACAGAAGGGCGCCGAGCCAAUGCAGGUGGACAACUCAGAGAUGACCUCGCCUUCCGUCAAGAGACUAGUUCUCACGAUACCCACGCAAGACAAGCUCAGCAAGGAUGUCAAUAACCUAUUCCUGCCUUCGUUGAUCAAGCAUCUGCACGAGAAAGAUGAGUCCGAGGUCAGUUACCGUGUACCGGUCGGUGUCAUCAUCGUUAAGCUUCUCAAGCUUCUGCCGUCCGAAGAGAUGGGCCAGAAGCUUGCUGGUGUACUCACCGACAUCUGCCACAUUCUGCGCAGCAAAUCUUGGGAUGCUCGUGAGAUGGCCAGAGACACUCUCGUCCAGAUUGCGUCGGUGCUGGGUCCUACUUACUUUGGGUUCAUCCUGAAAGAGUUGCGUGGUGCUCUCAAGAGAGGUUACCAACUCCACGUCAUGUCCUACACCCUUCACUCGAUGCUUCUCAAAGUCAUUCCGGAAUUCCAGCAGGGCGACCUCGAUUACACUCUGCGAUCUAUUGUCUCAAUCAUCAUUGACGACAUUUUUGGUGUUACUGGUCAAGAAAAGGACGCCGAAGGUUACAUCAGCGAAAUGAAGGAAGUGAAGGCAAGCAAGAGUCAGGAUUCUAUGGAGCUCAUUGCCAAGUCAGCCUCCAUCAGCCAACUCGUCGUUCUCGUCCACCCCCUGCAGUCUCUUCUCAUGCAGAAGGUUGACCUCAAGCUGGUUCGCAAAAUCGACACAUUGUUAGCAAGAAUCACCGCCGGUCUUUUGCAGAACCCUGCAUCGGAAAGCCGGGACACUUUGAUUUUCUGUUACGAAGUUAUCCAGGAGGUCUAUAAGAACCAGAAGCCCGAGGUGCAGCCAAAGAUCGACUACCGUCUGAAGAAGUACCUUUACCAGAAGGGCGUCAAGAAGGAUAACCACGGUACCGCCGGCAAGUACACAUUCAAGCUGGUCAAGUUCGCCUUCGAUAUCCUGCGGUCUGUUUGGAAGAAGUACGAUAGCCUGCGCACCGCAGCGAAUAUUGCCGGUUUUGUUCCCAUUCUCGGUGACGCUAUUGUGGGCGGCGAGGACGAUGUUAAGACUGCGGCUUUCAGGCUUCUCACGGUCCUGGCUAAGGUUCCUUUCAAUAACGACGACGAUGUUCAGUUGUACAAGGUUGCGGCCAAAGAGGCGACGAAGAGCAUCUCAAUGUCAACUUCGACCACGACCGAGCUUUCGCAGGCUGCUCUGAAGCUGCUCUCGGUUGUCCUGCGCGAGCGCAAGGAUAUUCCUGUCAAGGACGCAGCAAUUGACAUGCUGCUAGGCAAGCUGAAGGACGAUCUGACAGAGACUCUCUACCGCCACGUCACCUUCAACUUCCUCCGCUCCGUGCUUGAGCGCAAGAUUGAGACUGCAGUCGUCUACGACACACUCGACUACGUAGGCACUGUCAUGAUCACCAACGACGACAAGGAUACCCGAGACCUGGCAAGAGGAGCGUUCUUCCAAUUCCUCAAGGACUACCCCCAGAGGAAGGCUCGCUGGGUGAAGCAGCUCAACUUUGUUGUCGCCAACUUGACCUACGAGCGUGAGGGCGGCCGUCUCUCCGUUAUGGAGGUCGUUCAUCUCCUGCUCAUGAAGUCCGCGGAUGAUUUUGUUCAAGAGGUCAUCUCAACCUGCUUCUUGCCUCUUGUCAUGGUACUAGCCAACGAUGACAGCGAGAAGUGCUGCCUUGCUGCGGGCGAGCUUGUCAAGGAAAUGUUCCGCAAGGCCGACAAGGAGAGGACGCAGAACUUCAUGACUCUUCUCCGGUCGUGGCUUGAGCAGGAGGACAACGCUGCGGUCACGAAGUUAUCUCUGCAAGCCUUUGGCUUCUUCUUUGAGGCCAAGGAGCCGUCAUCCAAGCACAAGAAGGAGUUGGAGCUGGUUCUCGGCAAGAUUGGCGAGAUUGUCGGAACCGGCGACAUCCGCGUCGCUGAUGAAGACCUCAUCAAUACCGUUCUCCAUGAUGUUCAAGUUCUUACGGAGAAGUACCCAGCAAGACUGCUGUCUUCUGAAUCCAAGGAGCUUUGGGGAGAUGUCCGCGGCUGCCUGGUUCACCCCGAGAACUCGGUCAAACUGAGCACUACCAAGGUGUUGAGCACGUUCCUCGCUGACUAUGCUGGCAAAUCCAACAAGUCGGGCGAAGCACUAAAGGGAUCGCAUGGCCUGGACCUUGAGGUUGAGGACCUCGAGGAGCUUGUCAGACUGACCCUGUACGCCCUAAGAACCCCCGAGAUCGACGACGCCCUUGCCGCGGAGAUCACGCAAAUCCUCAUCUUCCUUGGCCCCCGUCUGCCCGUCAAGGUACAGAGCGUACCGGAAGCAGAGACUCUGGGAGAUCGCGAUGAAACCGCAGCAGAGGAGGACAGGAUCGACGAACAUCGCAAGGAUCUCCAGUACCUGUUCUGGAAGCUCUCCUCGAUCCUGCGCAAGGAUGUCCGCCCCAAGUCUACCGCCAUAACGCCUAAGACAGUCGCCAUGGAGGUGUUGGAGACCAUUUGCCGCCGUGUGCCCCAGGAGAACCUCGAGCCCUCGUUCAAGACCAUACUCUACCCGCUGCAGAACCUUACGGACCCCAACAUCCCCGUACCCUUCUCGACGGACGACCUCUUCAAGACUCGGCUCGAAACGCUCAAGACAAGGGCGCAGAUCCUCAUGGACUCGCUGCAGAAGAAGUUUGGCACCGCCGAGUACACCAAGCAGCUACUGGCCAUUAGGGAGGAGGUGCGGACACGAAGACAGCAGAGGUCGAGCAAGCGUAAGAUCGAGGCCAUUGCGCAACCGGAGAAGUACGGCAGGGACAAGAGAAAGAAGACGGAGAAGAAGAAGGAGAGGAAGAAGGUCAGGAGCCACGAGCACAAACAGCUCCGACAGGCGUACAAGGGGUGGUAA